AUGGUAUGCACGCUGCAGUCCCCUGCAUUUCCCCCGGAGAGCCGAGCAUCUCUCCCCUCGGGGUUCCAGUUGGGUUCACCGCUUCGAACUCAAGCUCGACCCUUAGCGGCUCCUCGCCCCGCCCCUUUUGGGCCGCAGUUCCGCGCUCCUCUAGCGGGUCAGUGCACGCUAGAGACCGGGGUUGCAGGGCGGGAGUAUGAAUUACGGGACGGUAGGACUCUGCAGCCCCAGCGAGUGGGCGGACGAGGAGACCUAGGAGGGUUCAAAAGGAGGUGGAGGGAUACACGGGCCACAGUCGGAACUACUUUCAGGAGGAGGUCACGUGUGUUCCUAGUUGGGGAACUUUCCAAAUUCCCACUCCCAUUUGAUAGCUCUAGAGGCAAGUGCUUCGCUUCCUCUGCCCAGUGUGCUCCCGCCAUGUACGGGUAGCUGAACCCCGGAGCCUCCCCGGUUUCGGCGGAAGAAUAGGCUCAGACGAUCCUCCCGCCGGAGCGCUGUCGGUGCUGGCGCCUGAGGAGCUGGUUACACAAGCACCCACAUCCAAGCACGUGCCCCCGCCUCCCCUCACCUUGGCUGCCGCCGCUGAUUCUUGCAGAUCUCGGAGCAAGAGUUCCCAAGCUGGGCACCCUUUCCUGCUACCCACAGAGCAAGCUAGAGGACGGAGACCUGAAACUCCGAGCUCUGGAUCCGCUACCACCGCGCCUUCCAAACCGUGGGAGAAGGGGCUGGGCCCCGGGGGUCUGGCGCAUCUUCCUUGCUAGUGCCCUGCCCCCUAGGACGAACCUUUCUGGUGCUGUACUCGCGGUGCAAAGGGUAUCUCCUGCAGCAGCCCGGUGAUUGAAUUCAACGAUGUUGCGACAAACUUUCAGUCACUACCUCUGAGCUGGUGAGCGCGCCCCACCUACUGUAGACUCAGCCUAGUGACUUAUCUGGUCGGAGAACCUAGUCCAUGGCCUUCAGCCCAGAACAAACUUGUCAAGUCUGCUUAGAGCUCGGAUUGUUUGACCUAAACCGCGAAAGAUCUGGUUCGGAAAUGCUGAAAACUAGAGCGCAUUUACCCUGACAUCGAUCGGCUGCAAAGCAUGAGGAGAGAGAAUCCUUUUCAGUUCCCGUGGCACAGAGUUAUUCUGGAGCAGAGAGGGUGUGCGUCACCAGCACUAACAUGCUGGAAUAGGAGACUGGCCCACAAGCACUUCCAUCUGCUGAAAGAAGAAACUGGAAAAUGAGUUUUGCUGCUACUCUAAACAUCAGGUCCCUCUACUUAUCUCCAUGGUGAGUGAAAGGACCACCAGUGUUGGCAGAUAUUUGACCAGCCUGACAGCAAUAUCAGGUGGUUCUUAGAAGUUGCUGGGUAAAAAAUUUCCUCCCCUUCCCAGUGUUAAGUGGGUUCCCGA
Messenger RNA from Balaenoptera musculus (blue whale), 1394 nucleotides. It is a transcript of the gene KLLN, whose product is annotated as killin, p53 regulated DNA replication inhibitor. The record is from RefSeq and is a predicted model, not a curated record. Lineage: Eukaryota; Metazoa; Chordata; Mammalia; Artiodactyla; Balaenopteridae.